AUGGAAGCUCUGCUGUUCAACGUUGAUAGCGGUUUCUUGGAAGCCAUAGUGCGCGGUUACAAGGCUGGCAUCCUCUCCCAGAGUCAUUAUGCCAACCUGACCCAGUGCGAGUCGUUGGAAGAUUUCAGGACCCAACUCUCAGCUACUGACUAUGGCAACUUCCUUGCCAAUGAACCGUUACCUCUGUCUACAUCUACCAUCGCCGACCGGGCCACGGGCAUCCUUGUCGACCAGUUCAACUACAUACGAACCAACGCUGUUGCUCCUCUCAGCAAGUUCCUAGAGUAUAUCACCUACGGAUACAUGAUCGAUAAUGUCGUCCUCCUGAUCACCGGAACGCUGCAUGAGCGAGACACACACGAACUGUUGGAAAGAUGUCACCCUCUGGGUGUGUUUGACACUAUGCCCGCCCUCUGUGUCGCGACCAACGUGGAGGAGCUGUAUCAAAGCGUCCUUGUCGAAACCCCCCUCGCCCCGUACUUUCGCGAUUGUCUCUCAGCAUCGGAUCUAGAUGAUCUCAAUAUUGAAAUCAUCCGGAACACAGUCUACAAAGCAUAUUUGGAGGACUUUCAUCACUUUUGCUCAUCGUUAGGUUCGCCUACCUCGGACGUAAUGCAGAGACUCCUUUCUUUCGAGGCCGACCGUCGAACUGUGAACAUAACCAUCAAUUCCUUUGGUACGGAACUGUCGAAGGAACAACGCGCCAAGCUCUUCCCCGCCAUUGGCCGUCUCUUCCCGGAAGGCAACAAUCAACUUGCAAAAGCUGACGACAUAGACCAAGUGAGGGUGGUCUGCGAAAACAUCUCUGAAUACCGCUCUUUCUUCGACGGUGCUUCUUCCUCUGCCAACGGUGAAAGUCACGGCACCAUGUCGCAGCUCGAGGAUCGAUUCUUCAACAUGGAGGUCCAUCUAAACAAACAGUCUUUCCUCCAGCAGUUCCAGUAUGGCGUCUUCUACAGCUAUAUGAAGUUAAAAGAGCAAGAGAUUCGUAAUUUGACGUGGAUAGCGGAGUGCAUUGCACAGGAUGCAAAGGAUCGUAUCCAGGACUUCAUACCCAUAUUUUAA
Messenger RNA from Pleurotus ostreatus (oyster mushroom), 1065 nucleotides. RefSeq names its product H(+)-transporting V0 sector ATPase subunit d (gene VMA6). Gene Ontology annotation, molecular function: proton-transporting ATPase activity, rotational mechanism. The record is from RefSeq and is a predicted model, not a curated record. Gene Ontology annotation, cellular component: fungal-type vacuole membrane; vacuolar proton-transporting V-type ATPase complex; proton-transporting V-type ATPase, V0 domain. The transcript has 5 exons. The coding region runs from base 1 to 1065 and encodes 354 amino acids. Gene Ontology annotation, biological process: proton transmembrane transport; vacuolar acidification; vacuolar transport. NCBI's taxonomy places the organism in Eukaryota, Fungi, Basidiomycota, Agaricomycetes, Agaricales, Pleurotaceae.